Polypterus senegalus (gray bichir) is the source of this 1392-nucleotide messenger RNA. It is a transcript of the gene pter, whose product is annotated as phosphotriesterase related. NCBI's taxonomy places the organism in Eukaryota, Metazoa, Chordata, Cladistia, Polypteriformes, Polypteridae. Gene Ontology annotation, biological process: catabolic process. The record is from RefSeq and is a predicted model, not a curated record. Gene Ontology annotation, molecular function: zinc ion binding; hydrolase activity, acting on ester bonds.
CAGUGACCUCGGCUAGCGCCUCCCCUCCGGCCAUCUCGCCUGUGGAGUGCAGCGACUGUCACAGCAGAGCGAACGAGUGCGGAGAUUCCAGUGAAUCAUCGGAUACAGUUGUUCCAUCCUAGUGAAUCUCUCUGUGUUUCAUUUUUUCUGAUUGCUGUGCUGGGUUUUAAAAAGAGCUGCAGAUCCAAAUCUAAAUAAGACGUAAAAGAUGUCUGCUUUGAGUGGGAAAGUCCAGACGGUGCUUGGCCCGAUCAAUCCCAUUCUGCUUGGAAGAACACUAACCCAUGAGCAUCUGACGAUGACUUUUGACAUGUGCUACCACCCACCUCCACCAGAUCAAGAGGCUCUAAUUCACCAGCCCAUUGAGAUGAAAAACCGAUUUUGGGUACAGCUAAACCCCUAUAGCUGCAAGGACAACCUCCAUUUAAACCAGGAGACAGAGGCAGUAAAGGAAGAACUACUUCACUUCAAAAAAGCAGGCGGUGGAACAAUUGUAGAGAAUACAACCACCGGCAUCGAUCGGGAUGUGAAGACCCUCAAGAAGCUGUCACAGGAGACUGGAGUGAACAUUGUUUCUGGAGCCGGGUUUUACGUAGACGCUUCUCAUUCCAAAGAGACGAGAAGCAUGUCUGUUGAGAAGCUUACAGGAAUUAUCAUUGAUGAAAUACUUCAUGGUGCGGAUGGCACAGAUAUUAAAUGUGGAGUGAUUGGAGAAAUUGGCACAUCCUGGCCAAUAACCGACAGUGAAAAGAAGGUCCUGCAGGCCACCGCACAUGCCCAGACUCAACUUGGAUGUCCAGUGAUAAUCCACCCUGGUCGACAUGAUUUAGCUCCUUUUGAAGUGGUCCGUAUACUGCAAGAGGCGGGAGACCUCUCCAAAACUGUAAUGUCCCAUAUGGACAGGACUAUUUUUGAGAAGGAGAAACUGCUCGAGUUUGCAAAGCUGGGAAGUUACGUGGAGUAUGAUCUUUUUGGAACAGAAAUGCUAAACUACCAUUUCAGGCCAGAUGUGGAUAUGCCGUGUGACAAUCAGAGAAUUCAAAGUGUUCGUCUUUUAGUCGAUGAAGGAUAUGAAGACCAACUUCUCAUUGCUCAUGAUGUACACACUAAAAACCGACUCACCAAGUAUGGAGGUCAUGGAUACUCUUAUAUCUUAGAGUACAUUGUUCCCAAAAUGCUUACUAGGGGCAUUGCACAGUCUGCUGUCGACAAAAUACUGAUUAAGAACCCCAAAAAAUGGUUAACUUUCAAGUAAUUCCUUAUCCUAAUGCAUGCAAAAAUGUGAGAAAUUGUUUUUAUUUUCUAUCCUGAACACAAUUUAUUUUGGGUUGGGCUGAAUUAUUUGCAAGCUAAAAUCAAAAUAAGUUGGUUAUUAAAAACAUUUUUCUUUGA